UACUUGCUAUAGUUUUCUUUCAUCACGUUCCAUUGUGUUUUUGCAGAAGGCAGCGACAUGCAACAGCAGCAGCAGCAGCACCAGAAGUACUCGGAGUGGCGGAAUCUCUGGUACCCCAACUUCGAGGACUUCUCCAGGGCAGAGGCCAUCGCAGGUGGCGCUGAGAACAAUACGAUCACCAACGUCACUGUGCAGCUAGGAGCUACCGCCUAUCUGCACUGUCACGUGAGGAGUGCCAUCGACAGGACACUGUCAGGUGCAGAGCAAGUCUCCUGGGUAAGACGAAGGGACUGGCACAUCCUUUCUUCGGGAGUUUUUACGUACACAAACGACGAGCGAUUCCAAAUUCUGCACGCUGAAGGUUCAGAUGACUGGACCCUUCAGAUCAAGUACGUCCAAAAGAGAGACAACGGGACGUAUGAAUGCCAAGUUUCGACCGGCCAGGGUCUGUUUUCUCAUUUUGUCAAUCUGCAGAUAGUCGUUCCUGAGGCCACCAUCCAAGGGACGAGGUCCGGGGAACACCAUGUAGAUAUUGGCAGUAUCAUAGAUCUAGUCUGUGUUAUCGAUAGAAGCCCGACACCGCCCCAGUACGUCUUCUGGUACCACAACGAUCACAUGAUCAACUACGACACCGCGAGAGGCGGUAUUUCGGUGGAGACGGUUCCUGGCCCACGUACCCAGAGCCGGCUCACCAUCAGGGACACCAACGAUGCCGAUUCGGGCAACUACACCUGUUCGGCCUCGAACACCGAAUCAGCUUCCAUUUACGUCUUUGUUUCUGAAGGUGACAACGUGGACGCCAUCUUGAUGAGAAAAGCAUCAUGUGCCAUGUGCCUAGCCAGCCAACUAGUCAUCGUUCUGAUAAGCACAUUCAUUGGUACGAUGCGAUAG
This is a messenger RNA of Phaedon cochleariae (mustard beetle), 891 nucleotides long. Lineage: Eukaryota; Metazoa; Arthropoda; Insecta; Coleoptera; Chrysomelidae. The record is from the annotation of a GenBank genome assembly.